Molecule: messenger RNA, 1951 nt
Organism: Haliotis rufescens (red abalone)
Lineage: Eukaryota; Metazoa; Mollusca; Gastropoda; Lepetellida; Haliotidae
Product: ribonuclease H2 subunit B-like
Exons: 11
Coding region: 30-995 (321 amino acids)
Biological process (GO): ribonucleotide metabolic process; RNA catabolic process
Cellular component (GO): nucleoplasm; ribonuclease H2 complex
Source: RefSeq, a predicted model, not a curated record
AGAUUGUUGAUAGUUGAAAUAACAUAAACAUGCCGCCAAGCAGACGAUCCUCGAAACAGUCGAGCUCAGAAAAAUCAACAUCACCUGGAACGAAGAAGUCUAACGAUGCACAAUCUCAAUGGAUUAUGAUGGUUGAAGAUUGUGUGUUGGACGAUGAUGGUGGAAAUGAAGAAAGUCGGCCUGUCAUGUGCAAAUUGAGACACCCCAAAUCUGAUUCUGGCUGCCUGUUCUUGUUCGCCAAUGGAGGACGAGACGUGUAUGAAGCUAUACAAUAUAAAGAGGAAUUCAGAUCUUGGUUUAUUGGAGAUACAGUUCAACAUGACGGAGGGAUGCUGAUGCUGACGACGGUGGACCCGCUGUUCCUGGUGAUGCCGUACCUAUUGAAGGUGGGGCAGUCUGGGAAAUUCAUGACUUUGGACCAGAUUGUGAUUGAUGAGGAUUACCCAGAAUGCAACAGACUGCAUGGCUGCUCAGGAUUAAGUGAGCUGCAUCAGAUCACAGAGGUCAAAGGGGAUGAUGACUUCAGAGCCUACAGGUUCGACAAGGACAAAACUUUAUCAUGGCUGAAGCUAAAGACGGAGAUUGUGGCCGAUGUCCUCCAGCAGAAGGACGUCAGUGUCAGCUCCUCCGGUGCCCACAGUUCUAUAUUCAUCCGCAGCAAGAAGGAGGAAGCUGUCGACAAAGAUCAGUACAUCAAGUAUGCCUGUGGCAUGGUGUCAGACUAUCUUCCACCGCUCAUAGCCGAGGAUCUCAGAGACUACCUCGGAGUCGCAGACAUCCCUGACCCGAUCAAGAGUCCGUCAGAGGAACCGCCAGCCAAGAGGGUCAAGCUGGAAGACAUCGCUCCGAGUGAAGACUACAGCAAAACCCAUGGGGUCCAAAAACAAACCUCCAAGGAGACGAAGAUGACCGUGGCCCAGAAGAAGCUUAGCAAGGUCGACAAGUCCGGCAUGAAGAGCAUCUCAAGCUUCUUCUCACCAAAGGUCAAGACCUGACCUUGACCUUCAACAACCUGACCUUGACCUUCCAGACAGCAUGUAGGGGUGCAACAAUGCGGAAGGAUGCGAUACACAUCAGGAUUCACUGGCCAUGAUAUGAAUCAUAUCUAAAGACACUGGCCAUGGUACAAUAUGUAUCAAGUUACACUGGCCACGAUACAAUACGUAUCUCAACAUGCCAAACAAUGCCAACAAACUGGACCUUCCUUGUUCACUGUCCAUCCCAAAUGUAAUGGGGAAGCCAAAAGCUCAUAUUUAUCCCUGCCUUCUGCCUUGUUUAGCCUGUGUGUGAAGCCCUUAGUUUCUGGGCCCACUUGCACAAAGCAAUCUUAGCGCUAAGACAAUUGUAGGCCUAUGUUAAAGUAUGGGAGUUGCAAUCAUUUGCAAUUGUUUAGCCUGUGUGUGAAGCCCUAAGUUUCUGGGCCCACUUGCUCAAAGCAAUCUUAGCGCUAAGACCAUUGUAGGCCUAUGUUAAAGUAUGGGAGUUGCAAUCAUCUUAGCGCUAAGAUUCCUUUGUGCAAGUAGGCCCAGGUGUUCCUGUUAGCUGGGAUUAGAAUGAACAUGAUCCAGUGAAUAGCAUGUGAAGUAGACAACUGUUGAACAUGUAUAACCAGUAUACAGCUGGGUGCCGUUGUACGAAGCGAUCUUAGCGCUAAGGUGGUCGUAGCUCUCAUACAUUAACAUAGACUUACGACAGUCGUAGCGCAAAGGUUGUUUUUUAUGAUUCCCUGGUAUAACAAGCGGCUUAUUCUUUUAUUAAGUAAAUAAACAGACAUAUUUUGUGUUAUGUUUUGCGAUACAUGUCUGUAUGUAUUCUGUAUCGUAUUGAAGGCCACGUAUUGUGGUGCGUGAGAGUUUCAAUGAAUCGUUUCACCCUUACGAACCUGGCAUUGCGAUGAACCCUCGCCAGGGAUGGGAAUUAACCGUCUUCCUCGUGCUGAUAUUGAAUGUCG